Messenger RNA from Emys orbicularis (European pond turtle), 1268 nucleotides. RefSeq lists its product as uncharacterized. The transcript has 3 exons. The record is from RefSeq and is a predicted model, not a curated record. Lineage: Eukaryota; Metazoa; Chordata; Testudines; Emydidae. The coding region runs from base 129 to 866 and encodes 245 amino acids.
GUUCCGGUUUAGGCCAUAGAGAGGCCAGGCUAGGACGGAACUUCCGGAAGGGAGUGUUGCUGCUCCCGCGCUGCCCCUCUCCAAGAUGGCGCAGGUUGUCAGAAUUACAAGACAAUAAGAAAGUAGUGAUGGAAUCGUUGGCUACGGGGUCUAAAGCAAAGAAAACUCUAGGAAACGUUGACUAUGUAGAGUCAUCAGAAUUUUCCCAAGGAAUUCUGCCUACAAAUAAGGAUGUCAUUCAGAACAUGUUGUAUCUGUUGCAACCCAAAAGAGCUGGGCAAGCACAACGGUCAAAAGAAGAUGCAGCCCAAUUGCUUGCUGAACUUCUGCAGGAACACUGGUUGUUUUGCAACUUACACACCAUAGCAACAAAAAAUAUAAAGAAGAAUAUUCUCAAAAUGUAUGAGGAAUUCACAAAACUCUAUCAAACCAGAAAGCAGAGACAAAAUCAGUCAUUUACAGAGAAGGCAGACACAUUCAACAGGAGUUCAGAACAGCUCUUUGACAUAUUUUGUACAGACACAGUGAUAAGAAAUGAGCUGGAACAAUACAGUGGUAUAAAAAUGACAGACGUUGAGUGGAAAUUUCUUGAAAAUCAAAGAAGUGAAAGAAAAAUGUACCAUAAAGAUUUCUUGGACAAGAAAGAAAUUAAGAUGAUGGAAAGAAGAAAACUACAGUGCCUGGAGCACUUGAGAAAAAUUGCAGAAAAAAAAGAAGCAAGUGAAGUCAAAGAAGAGACUUACAAAACUGAUGAGAAGUCAGAUGAAGAUGCAACCUUGAGAUCUCAGCCGUCCAUAUUAUCACCAGCCGAAAGACUCCAAAGAAUCAGAAAGAGGCCACGUAGAAGCAAGGAAGACGUUGCAUGAAGUAAUGCAGCAUUCAAGUAAUGAAAAUCAAAAAGUGCAGGAGUGGCAGGGAGAGUGAAAGGAGGGUCCGCCAGCAGAAUGCGGAUCGCCGGCACCAAAGCACGGAGCGGCUGCUAAGCAUCAUAGAGAGCCAAGCGGACUCGAUACAGGCACUCGUAGCAAUGCAGGUGGAGCACAUCCGCACCCACUCCCCCCCUGCAGCCCUUGUCCCAAAACUCUUUCCCUCGUGCCCCCAUGUCACCUCCAACCCACUUUCCCCAACAUCCCGGUUCUUAUCUCCACCAGCUGCCUCCAACACCUGUAGCUUCACCACCCAGCCCUGAAAACUACGACCCUUACCCACUGCACUCAACCCCCAUCAUCAUGCAGUAUAGCCAUCCUGAAGUGCACCACUCAUUGCAC